UGCUGACGCCGCCCGUUCUCUUGCAGGGUGCUGGACUACUUYCCCCACCAGCAAGCCAUGGCCGUGGACGUGGCCAUGCAGCUCUACGUGUGCCCCUCGCCGCUGCGCAGGGAGAAGCGGGGCGCGUGCAAGGCGGCGCCRGCGCCCCCCAAGCCGCUCCGGCCCUGCAUCCAGCCGGGAGGCGGCGGGACGGCGCCCGGCGCGCCGGCCCGCGGCAAGGCCAAGAAGAGGGUGUCGUUCGCCGACAGCCGGGGCUUCGCCCUCACCAUGGUGAAGGUCUUCUCGGAGUUCGACGAGCCGCUGGAGCUGCCGCUCGGCGUGGCGGAGCUCCUGGAGAGCCUCGCGGGGCUGGCGGCGGCCGAGAGGGACAGCUUCGUGCUGGACUUCGCGCAGCCCUCCUCGGACUACCUGGCCUUCCGGAGCCGCCUGCAGGCCGACUGCGUGUGCCUGGAGAGCUGCGYGCUGCGGGAGCGCUCCGUGGCCGGCACCGUCAAGGUGCGCAACCUGGCCUUCGAGAAGGCCGUCCGCGUCAGGAUGACGUUCGACACCUGGAAGACCUUCACGGACUACCCGUGCCACUACGUCAGGGACGUGUACGAGGGCUCGGCCUGGGACACCUUCUCCUUCGACAUCAGCCUGCCCGAGGGCAUCCCGCCCCACGAGCGCGUGGAGUUCGCCGUCUCCUUCGAGUGCGGCGGGCGGGAGUACUGGGACAGCAACGGGGGCGCCAACUACCGCAUCACGCGCGCCGGGCUCAAGUGGGCCCGCGAGGCGGCGCGCCCGCCGGCCGGCCCCGACUGGGCCGGCGCCUUGGACCAGUUCGGCAGCCCGCGCUGCUCCUACGGCCUCUUCGCCGAGUGGCCCAGCUACUCGGGCUACGAGAAGCUCGGCCCCUACUACUGACGUGGGGCGCCGCGUCCUCCCGGACGAACUGCCGGCGCCCGCUCGGGCCUGGCGCGAGGGGCGCCACAUGUGGAAGAGGUCAUGGAAGAGGUGACGCUUCAUGGACCUUCCCAACCAGAGGAGAUGGGUGCCGGAGGCCUCCUUGGGCUUAAGUCAACCUGAAGUCAACCCCGCCUUAAGUCAACCCACGGCGCUCCCGGUGCCCGGAGGCGUCGGCGCCGCUCCGUUGGCCGCUAGUCCUUCUGUGGAGCUGCUGGUCUCCAGAGAAACGCGGCGCUUGGCUCGGCCGUAUAAGCUAUGUUAGUGGUGGGUGCUUGGGGUGUUGCUUGCUAGUGUCUAAUUCUUUUUUCCAAGUGUUUUUCUAGUGUUUUUUUGGCGAGCUGCGUGGCGGGUUCCUCCUGCAAAGCUGAGCUGGGCCCCUCGGGAAACGUAGCUUAUGGACCGCUUGGUUUGGAGGGGAGCGAGUCCUCGUCUCGCCCCCGUCCUCGUAGCACGGGAGCCUCUCUGCUCGAGAGGUUGGGGUUUUCUUGUGUUUUUUUGUUUUUUUUUUCUUUUUUUCUCUUUUUUUGGAGAUGAAAGUGCAACCACGGUGGGGAAUGUCACYCUGCUGGAUGAGGAGACCUCCGUGCCCCCCUGCCAGGGGGAAUGUAGAGUCGCUGGUUCUUUUAUCAGCUAAGCCUGAAGGGCUCUCACCGUAUCCCAUGGUGGCGGCACCUAAAAAUAGAGCCGUGCGGCRCUCCCAACAGCUGUGGGCUCACAGCAUGGACUGUUUCCUGCAGGACCUUCCCGUUUUAUAAACCUGAGUGACUGAUGAUACCUUUUCCCUCCCUCAUUCCCCAUCCAAAUUGGCUGUUGGCCUUUCUGGGUCCUGAAAGUGCCGUUUUUUUCCCCAAAACGGCAAAGCAGGGUCUUGCUCUCUCCUGUGGCAGGAGAAGACCCGAGCGCGGUGGCGUGUGCCCUACCAGCACUGGUUGCUUGUUGCUCUCCAAGCUCCUCACGUGCUAGCUGAGCAGGGGAGCCUGUUCCCRUGCUCAGAGGGCAAAUAGCUUGUAGAAACAGGUCAAGAGAAUGUAUUGUGCUUUAAUGCCUAAGCUUUAGAUGAAUAUAUUUUGGGGGAGGUCCUGGUAGUCGCCUCUGGAGAGGCUUGGAGAGAAGCAAAGUACUGGACUGCUCAACUUUUAAACUUGGCUUUUAAUUCUGGAGACUCCCGUGUGCCAACACUGGCAAGCUGCCCUGCCCUCGUGCAGAGAUAGCCGUGGGAGGCUGGAGGGUCUCGCUCCCUCUCACAUCCCAACGUUGCCCGUUUUAUCACUGUGCUGGACGGUUUUAUCACCGUGCUGCUGCUGGACCAGCCCUCCCGAGCUGCAUCUCCCCAUAGGCUCCCACUCCAGGGGCCCUUGGCCGGCCYUGGAGCUGCCAAGUGUGAUCCCGGUCUCAGGCUUGCCGUGUGGUGAUUCCAGCUGGGAGCGGAGGUGUGGGCUGUGGAUGUGGGGAAGGCACGUGGGCGCAGGGUGCCGUGCAUGGUGGUGUCCCCUCCCGGGGCUUGCGUGUGUGCAGGACGUGGGAGCAGUGUGCUGGGGCAAGGGAAGGGACAGAAGAGCAAGGAUAGGUGAGCUAGGAGAGCAAGAAGAGCAAGGACAAGUGAGCUAGAAGAGCAAGAAGAGCAAGGACAGACGAGCUAGAAGAGCAAUAAUGUGCGUGAAAGACGGGCUUGGAGCCGACUGGCUGACCAUUAGUGGUUUAAUGUUACUGCUUGUGGCCUUUUUUUCCCCCACCCCUCCUUUUCCAUUGCUAAUGUGAACGCAGAAGUGAGGGGCUGCUCCCCUCCCUCUGCGCCCGCAAGCGCCUUGCGGGGGCUUUUCUGCGUGUCUGUUUUUAAAGGAUGUUUUGUUCUGUUUUGUACA
Molecule: messenger RNA, 2807 nt
Organism: Nothoprocta perdicaria
Lineage: Eukaryota; Metazoa; Chordata; Aves; Tinamiformes; Tinamidae
Gene: PPP1R3B
Product: protein phosphatase 1 regulatory subunit 3B
Exons: 1
Coding region: 58-903 (281 amino acids)
Biological process (GO): regulation of glycogen biosynthetic process
Cellular component (GO): protein phosphatase type 1 complex
Molecular function (GO): glycogen binding; protein phosphatase 1 binding
Source: RefSeq, a predicted model, not a curated record